Molecule: messenger RNA, 1763 nt
Organism: Daucus carota subsp. sativus
Lineage: Eukaryota; Viridiplantae; Streptophyta; Magnoliopsida; Apiales; Apiaceae
Product: cytochrome P450 77A3
Exons: 1
Coding region: 95-1597 (500 amino acids)
Cellular component (GO): membrane
Molecular function (GO): oxidoreductase activity, acting on paired donors, with incorporation or reduction of molecular oxygen, NAD(P)H as one donor, and incorporation of one atom of oxygen; iron ion binding; heme binding
Source: RefSeq, a predicted model, not a curated record
CUGUAUCACCUCAUCAACUUUGCAUCGUCUUGCUCUGUAAACAACCUCGCAUACACAAAUAUUAUAAUUAUUUGCAUCUUUUUUAUCAACAAAAAUGGAUAUCUACAACUCCAUGUUCACAGCUUUGGCCCUAAUUGUUUUGCCAGGGCUCAUGUUGGUUUUUGCACGUAAAUUCGUGUCGAAGAAGCCGAAUCUUCCACCAGGACCACCGGGUUGGCCGCUGGUUGGCAAUCUUUUCCAGGCGGCGCGUUCAGGGAAGCAGUUUUUCGAGUUUGUGAGAGACUUGGUUCCGGACUAUGGUCCCAUUUUUACUUUAAAGAUGGGGACCAGGACUAUGAUAAUUAUAACAAGUGCGGAUUUGGCUUACGAGGCUUUGAUUGAGAAGGGUCAGGUUUUUGCAACCCGACCCGAUGAGAAUCCGACCCGGACUAUAUUUAGUUGCAACAAGUUUACGGUUAAUUCUUCGUCGUAUGGUCCGGUUUGGAGAUCAUUGAGGCGGAAUUUGGUUCAGAAUAUGCUUAGUUCGAGUCGAAUCAGGGAGUUUCAUAAUUUGAGGAUGAGCGCGAUGGACAGGCUUAUUAAUCGUUUGAAGUCGGAAGCGGAUGCGAAUAAUGGCGUCGUCUGGGUGCUGAAAAAUGUGCGAUUUGCAUUUUUUUGCAUACUUUUAGCUAUGUGUUUCGGCAACGAUUUGGAUGAGGAAACAAACGAACGGGUUGAUCAUAUGAUGAAAAAGGUAUUAAAUACACUUGAACCGAGAGUGGAUGAUUUUUUACCCGUUUUGGGAAUAUUUUUCUCGAAACAAAAGAAAAAAGCAAUUGAGGUACGAAAGGAACAAUUGGAAACUCUGAUUCCUUUAGUCAAACGACGAAGAUCAACGCGUGACGAUUCAGUGAUUUCUUUUUCUUAUUUAGACACGCUUUUUGACUUAGAGAUUGAAGGUCGAAAAGCAGGUCUAAAUGACACUGAAAUCGUAACGCUCUGUUCAGAAUUUCUGAAUGGCGGGACCGACACUACAGCCACCGCUCUGGAGUGGGCCAUAGCUCGAUUUAUUGACAAUCCAAAUGUUCAAUCAAAGCUGUACGACGAAAUUGUGAAGACCGUGGGCAAGAACAAGAAAAUUGACGAAAAGGAUAUAGAAAAAAUGCCCUAUCUAAAUGCCGUGACAAAGGAAUUACUAAGGAAACACCCUCCCACAUAUUUUGUUUUAAGUCAUGCUGUUACUGAGCCCUCAAAGCUAGCAGGCUACGACAUUCCCUUGGGAACUACUGUUGAAUUUUUCACUCCACCAAUCGGGAAUGAUCCAAAAAUCUGGUCCGAUCCCGAAAAAUUCAACCCGGACCGAUUUCUUAUUGGUGGCGAGGACGCGGACAUUACUGGUGUGACCGGGGUGAAAAUGAUGCCGUUCAGCGUGGGGAGGAGAAUCUGUCCCGGAGCAAGCAUGGCAACAAUUCACCUAAAUCUGAUGAUAGCAAGGCUUGUUCAAGAAUUCGAAUGGAGUGCAUAUCCGGAGAAUAACAAGGUAGAUUUCAGUGAAAAGUUGGAAUUCACUGUUGUGAUGAAGAAUCCUCUGAGGGCCAUGAUCAAGCCUAGAGUCUGAGUGCCAUUUCACAUAGCAUGGUGCAUUUUAAUUACAUUUAUACCAGACACAUAGUAUAUUCCUGAAACUAUUGUUCAAGUUUGUAAUUUCUUGAUGACCAUAUGAUGCAGAUCCAUGAUUGGAAUUAUUUGAAUAAAUAAAUUGCACCAGUUACAUUUAUUUCAAA